Molecule: messenger RNA, 3689 nt
Organism: Triticum aestivum (bread wheat)
Lineage: Eukaryota; Viridiplantae; Streptophyta; Magnoliopsida; Poales; Poaceae
Exons: 6
Coding region: 296-2116 (606 amino acids)
Source: RefSeq, a predicted model, not a curated record
UGUUGCCUUGUUUGUCGCUAGAUCGUAGCGUUCCAUGGUUUCGUCUGCCUUCUGUGACAAGCAGGUUAGGACGACGCACCUCCGCAAACGACCACGGCGGUCGUCCUCUCGACGCCGUCUAGCCGCAGAUGGCGCCGCGGCUGCGCGAACGGAGCGCCCCCGCACCCUCAUAUGAAAUUGAUUAUGGUUUGUUCACCCUAGAGGUACAUCACAAUGGCUUUUUCUGUGGCUCGGGAAGCAAUAGGACAUAUUGGAUGACAGAGUUGAUUUUUUCGAUUAUUGUGAGGCAGAGGACAUGUCUAUUUUGUGGCUUGUUGAUUUGUUAGAGCGACCCGGUUACCCUGAUAGUGAAAAGUACAAGAUAUAUUUGCUCAUGCCUGGGAGAAGUAUUACUGAAGGACUUUUCUAUGUGUGGUGUGAUGAUGAUCUUCAGAAGAUGAUGAGUACAGUACCGAAGAACUGCAACAGCAUAAUACUUUACGUCGAUCAAAUGUUUGAAAUUCCUGUUAACAUAUGUGAUGAGGUUGCCAUAGAAGAAAAGGUUUUAGAGCCCAUUGUAGGUGAGGGGGUCAAUCCUGAGAGCAUUGUAGGAGAGGACAUGUUGCGGGCAGAUCAGGGCAGGUUGCGGACAGAAGAGAAAAGGUUGCAGAGAUUGCAGAAAUUUAAGAAACUGAAGGAUGAAGAGUCUGAUGACAGCGACCAGUUGGAUUCAGAUGCAGAUUUCUUUGAUAGUGACAAUGACCCAUUAGAUGGGGAUGAUGACAUCUUUGCUGCAUUUGUGGACCAUGAUGUCAUAGAUGCAAUGAUUACUAGCAAAGGCAAAAAAGUAGUUGAAGUAAAUGAGGAUGGUAAGGACAAGAGGAAGAAGAAGAAGAAGAAGAAGAAAAGUAAAAAGGAAGAUUCUGAUGAGGAGUUGCUUCUUCCAGAUUCAGAUGACGAGAACUUCAAUUUUAAGUUCAAGUCUUUUGCUGAACAUGACAUGGCAGACCCGGAGUUCAAGAUUGGAAUGACUUUUUCAACAGUUGAGCAGUUGAGAGAAGCAAUAUCUGAGUAUAGCAUAAAGAAUAGAGUGGCUUUGCACAAGACUAGAAAUUGUAGAACCAGGGUUGAGGUGGUCUGUGCUGAAGGUUGCCCCUGGUAUUUGUAUGUGACAGAAGACAGCAGGUCCAAGAGCUUGCUUGUGAAGAGAUAUGUUAAUGAGCACACAUGUAGCAGAGAGUGGGCUAUCAAGGCAAUGACUGCUCCCUAUCUUGCCAAAAAAUAUGUGGAAGAAAUAAGAGACAAUGAGAACAUUGAUGCAAAGUCAUUUGACAAUAAGGUGCAAAAGGACUACAAUUUGGCUCCUGGCAGAAUGAAGCUGCAAAGGGCAAAGAAGAGAUCAAUGGCUAUUAUCAGAGGAGAUGAGGAGAAGCAAUAUAAUUUGCUUUGGGAUUAUGUGGAAGAGAUUAGGAGAUCAAACCCUGGGAGCAGUGUCUUUCUUAAUUUGGAUGCAAAUGGUUUGUUUGAAACUAUGUACUUUUCUCUUGAUGCAUGCAAGAGGGGCUUUCUGGAGGGUUGCAGGCCAAUUCUUUUCUUUGAUGGUUGUCACUUGAAGACAAGGCAUGGUGGUGUUAUGUUGAUAGCAAUAGGUAUUGACCCUAAUGAUUGUAUCUUCCCAAUUGCCAUGGCUGUGGUAGAUGUAGAGUGCAAAAACAGUUGGAAAUGGUUCAUGAACACUUUGAAGCAUGACCUGAACAUCCACGACCACACGGCAGCCUUUACUCUUAUGUCAGAUAAGCAGAAAGGGCUGAUACUUGCAGUGCAGGAAGAAUUUCCAGAUAGUGAACAUAGGUUCUGUGUAAGACAUCUCUACCAAAACUUUAACACGAUUCACAAGGGGGAAGUUUUGAAGAAUCAACUUUGGGCUUGUGCAAGAUCUAGUAACAAGCCACAAUAUGAAAGAAACAUGGACAAAUUGAAGGCUCUGAGUCCUGAAGCAUAUGCAUGGCUUGAUAAGCACCCACCAAACCAAUGGUGUAGGGCUUUCUUUGAUUGUUUCUAUAAGAGUGACACACUCCUCAAUAAUCAUUGUGAAGUGUUCAACAAAUUAUUCUGCAACUUGUAUGUUAGCUACUGAGUAUAUGUUUGUGUAGUUUUUGGAGUCUUCUUGAUCAUGCUUUGUAUUACAUGUUGACGCAAAUAUAUACUAGAUGCAAGAGAGCUUCCAAUCAUGAGUAUGUGGGAAAAGAUUAGGGGCCAGAUUAUGCACAGGAUGUAUGAUUAUGCAAACACUUGUGAGAACAAAUGGACUGGCAACAUUUGUCCCAAAAUCAUGGACAAGAUGCGUAAAAAUGAGGACUAUGCUAGUGAUUGUUUUGCUUAUCCUUCUGGCCACAAGUAUACGAAGUGAAGAGCAAAGAUAACACCUAUGAGGUGAAGAUGAAUGAAAAAACUUGUGAUUGCAGAAGAUGGCAACUAACGGCCAUUCCAUGUUCGCAUGCCAUUUCCUGCAUGAGAAAAGAGAGAAUAAAGCCAGAAACCCAGAUAGCUAGUUUCUAUACAAGAGAAAGGUACAUGAAAGCAUAUGGAAAUACUGUUUGGCCAGUAAGGGAUAAAUCUUUCUGGGAAAAGACACAUGGUAGGGAUGUGGGAGCACCUUUGUAUGAAAAGAAAGCUGGGAGGAAAUCAAACAAAAGGAGAGAGCACCCAUCGGAGAAGGAGGAAGGGACGAGACUUAGCAAGCAUGGUGUGAAGAUGCAUUGCAGCUUUUGUAGGGAUCCUAAUCACAAGAGGCCUUCAUGCCCUGAAUUACAUCCCGAACUCAAGUUGGAACCACAAAGGAGGACAAAUGAUGAUGACAAUGUUGGUGAUCCUUCUGUGGUAGAGAACAUUGUAUCCGAGGAGGGCAAUCCUGAGUUGAUUCCCACACAAUGUACUAGGACUUUUGUAGUAUUGAGCUCAUGGAGGAGGAAGUGGAAGAGUUGUCAAAUCCAACAAGGAGGAAUAAAGGUCCACUUCCUGCAAAUGCAUUUAUUCAGGACCAUAUAAGUGAAUUUCCUUCUCCGAGGCCAACAACGGCAACAAGGGCUGGCAUGGACAUUGCAAGAGGUAGAGGAAGGGGAGGAGGAAGGGGAAGAGGGAGAGGCAGAGCCAAGUCUUCUUCUAUUACAAAUAAUGUAAGUGGUUCAGAUAUUGCUUCAAGUGUAGAUGUGGAAAAUGUAAUAGAAAGAACAAGAGCAAGCGUGAGAGGGACAGGGACAGGGAGAGCAAGAGUGAGAGGAGGAGCAACCGAUGGUACUGCUACCCAUGUUGAAGGAAGUAGUGCUACUGCUAGUAGUGUGCAACAAGGAGGAGGGACAAGUGUUGCCCACGCUGCACCAAGAGCAAGAAGAGCGAGAAAAACAAAAAGACCAGUGCCUGGAGGUGAUCAUUGGAAUGGUUAUGAGCACUCAAGAUAGUAUCAGUUGCUCUACAGAAAUAAGUAGAAUGUUUAAGUGCAAGUAUGUGCAACCUGCUUGUAAUGCAAUUUCAAAUGGUUUCAGAACUAUGUUUUAGAACUACGUGUUGUCACUGUUUAAAAACUAUGGAAUAAGUGCAAGUAUGUGCAACUUGCUUGUAAUACUUUUUCAAACGGGUUACAGAAUGAUGUGUUGGAUGGUUUUAGAACUAUGUGAUCAUUUGGAUUUUUUAAAAACUACGAAUGAUAUUGU